Messenger RNA from Sapajus apella (tufted capuchin), 2320 nucleotides. It is a transcript of the gene WTIP, whose product is annotated as WT1 interacting protein. NCBI's taxonomy places the organism in Eukaryota, Metazoa, Chordata, Mammalia, Primates, Cebidae. The transcript is spliced from 8 exons. Gene Ontology annotation, biological process: negative regulation of hippo signaling; cytoskeleton organization; regulation of DNA-templated transcription. Gene Ontology annotation, molecular function: transcription corepressor activity. Bases 16 to 1305 code for a protein of 429 amino acids. Gene Ontology annotation, cellular component: nucleus; transcription regulator complex; adherens junction. The record is from RefSeq and is a predicted model, not a curated record.
CCGCCGGGCAGGGCAAUGCAGCGCUCCCGGGCGGCCGCGGACGAGGCGGCCCUGCUCCUGGCUGGGCUGGCCCUGCGGGAGCUGGAGCCCGGGGGCGGCUCUCCCGCCCGGGGGUGGCGGGGGCCGCGGCCUGGGCCUGGAGACGAGGCGGCGCUGGGCCGUAGAGGGAAGGGCGGUGGAGGCCCCGAGGCUGUGGCGGACGGACUGAGCCGCGGGGAACGGGGUCCCCGGCGCGCGGCGGCCCCAGAGCUUAGCGUGCAGCCUGCGGGCAGCCCACGGGCCAGCCUGGCGGGCUCCGACGGCGGCGGCGGCGGCAGCGCCAGCGCCCGCUCCAGCGGCAUCAGCCUGGGCUACGACCAGCGCCACGGUAGCCCGCGCUCCGGCCGCUCGGACCCGCGCCCUGGCCCCAGGCCCCCGUCGGUGGGCAGCGCCCGCUCCAGCGUGUCCAGCCUUGGCUCCCGGGGCUCCGCCGGCGCCUACGCCGACCUGCUCCUGCCUGGCGCUUGCCCCGCGCCCGCUCGCUCCCCGGAGCCUGCGGGGCCGGCCCCCUUCCCGCUGCCUGCGCUCUCGCUGCCCCCGAGCCGGGAGGGCUGCCCGAGUGCGGCCGAGAGGCGGCUGGAAGCGCUCACCCGGGAGCUGGAGCGGGCGCUGGAGGCACGUACGGCGCGGGACUACUUCGGCAUUUGCAUCAAGUGUGGACUUGGCAUCUACGGAGCCCAGCAGGCGUGCCAGGCAAUGGGGAGCCUGUAUCACACUGACUGCUUCACCUGUGACUCCUGUGGGAGAAGACUCCGUGGGAAGGCAUUCUACAACGUGGGUGAGAAAGUGUACUGCCAGGAGGACUUCCUGUACUCUGGGUUCCAGCAGACGGCCGACAAGUGCAGUGUGUGUGGACAUCUCAUCAUGGACAUGAUCCUGCAGGCCUUGGGCAAGUCCUAUCACCCGGGCUGCUUCCGGUGCUCCGUGUGCAGCGAGUGUCUGGAUGGGGUUCCCUUCACUGUGGACGUGGAGAACAACAUCUACUGCGUGCGAGACUAUCACACGGUUUUUGCACCAAAAUGCGCCUCCUGUGCCCGUCCUAUCCUCCCUGCACAGGGCUGUGAAACAACCAUCCGUGUGGUGUCCAUGGACAGAGACUACCACGUGGCCUGUUACCACUGUGAGGACUGUGGGCUGCAGCUGAGUGGGGAGGAAGGACGCCGCUGCUAUCCCCUGGCGGGCCACCUGCUGUGUCGUCGCUGCCACCUUCAGCGCCUCCAGCCUGGGCCUCUUCCCUCACCGACCGUGCACGUCACUGAGCUCUGAGCAGGGGAAUACCCAUCUCUGGACUGGGGUGGGGGUGGGUGUGGGUGUGGGUGUGGAGGGAGGGCCGCGUGGGUGGCCCCGGUCAGUGUCAGGGUGGGCUUCCCCCAAUCCCACCUUCCCACUGAGCUGCUGUCUGCAGGGGCCGGACCCCCGCAUGGAAGCUUCUAUUUAUUCACGGUCUGUGCCUGCUCAAGUCAACUUCCCUGCGGGCCCUGCCUCCCACACACCCCACCACCAGCUUUCCACUUGGGGGCCCCCUUGCAUCCUGCAGCUUCAGGGUAGGCUAUGGAUCACGAGGAUGGAGAGGGCCCCCGUCCUGGCCACGGGUGCGAGGUGACCCGGGUGCAUUCCUGGGUAGGAGCUGCUGUCCGUUGUUUAGGGGCCUGGGACUCCCCCAACACAAGUGUGCUCCCAGGCAGUGUGUGGUCUGGAAGUUGGGGCUGGCGGGGACAUGCAUGUUCCUGCAUCUCCUAUCGCAGUGCCUGGGUGGGUGGGAAGGCGCCUGGUUUAGGUGGAGUCCCAGCAGGGGGGUGAGGAAUGACACCUGUGGGGAAGGGGCCUGCAAAGGGCACUGGCCACAUGGUCACUGUGGGAAUUGGCCCUGGGAACUCUGAUGGGUGUUUGCAGCCCCAGUCGCUGCCCUGUUCCCCCUUCCAGGGCUCCUGGCUUGGGACUCCCCUACCCUCCUGCUCAGCCCAGAAAAAGCCCGCAGGGGCUGCAGCCCCAGGUCUCGCUCAGGAGCGCCUCGAAGGGGCACCCUGGCCACACUGCGGGAAAGCCCGUGUCUGAGCACCGGCUAUGGGCUCCACUACAAAAGGACAGGAUUUGACUUAAAUUAAGUUUUCCCCUUGAGGAUAUUUUCAUUUUCUUUAAAAGAAUAUAAUUUUCUAAGAUCUUGGACCAGUUUUGUUAUUUCUUAAGCAAAUUCACGUGUCUAAUUUGUCAUGGAGCUGGUUUUCAGGUGUUAAGAACCUUGUGGUUUCAGGACUUUUGUAUAAACUCCUCUAAAACCUCA